CCCCCUUCCAGGUGCGAACAUUUCCAGUCGGACAUGAUCGCCGGUCUCACGGUUGGGUUGACGGUGAUACCCCAGGGCUUGGCCUACGCCCAGGUCGCUGAUUUGCCCGCCCAGGUAAGUGUGUACGUCGCCCUUCAUCUCUCUCUCUUUCUCUCUCUCUCUCAUUCUUUCUCUCUUUCUCUCUCACACUCUCUUUCUCUCUCUUUCUCUCUCUAUCUCUCUCUGACUUUGUAUGUCUAGACAUCUUUCUAUUUCUCUCUCUGCCUCUCUAACUGUAUAGGUCUAUUGAUCUUUCUCUUUUCUUCUCAUUUUUUUCUCCAUGUCUCUCUUAACUUUUCUCGUAUAUCUCCACCUUCUCCCUAUCUUUCUAUCUAUAUCUUUCUCUCUCUCUCUCUCUCUCUCUCUCUCUCUCUCUCUCUCUCUCUCUCUCUCUCUCUCUCUCUCUCUCUCUCUCUCUCUCUGUCUAUCUCUCUUUCUCUCUAUAUAUCCCCCUCUUUCUCUAUCUCUCUCUCUUUUUCUAUAUUUCUCCCGCUCUUUUUCACCUCUCUCUCUCUUUUUUCUCCCCCCUCUGUCUCUUUCUUUCUUCCCCCCCUCUCUCUCUCUCUCUCUCCCUCCCUCUCUCUCUCACUCUCUCUCUACAAGGCAAUAUUAAAUAUUUUAUAAUGAAAAUUGACACCAAUUUACGUCGCACACAAUCACCUGCCCCCACCCUGUCACAGACAACCAUCUGUCCCCCUCCACUUUUCAAUUCUUUUCAGCUGCAUGCAGUUCUACAAAACACAAUACAAUCAUCAAAUAAUAUCCCUAUAUGUACCUAAAGGUAAUAGAACUAAAACUAUAUCUCCGGAACAUCCUCAUCGCCCUUGUCUGUUUCAGUACGGCCUCUACUCGGCGUUCGUAGGCUGCUUCGUCUACUGCUUCCUGGGCACGGCCAAGGACAUCACCCUGGGGCCGACAGCCAUCUUGUCCCUGAUGACGGCCACGUUCGGCACCGCGCUGUCCCCGGUGCUUCCCAACGGUCAGAGGGACGCCACCAUGACCAUUGUGCUGACCUUGAUCUGUGGGAUCAUUCAGCUGGCCAUGGGCUUCCUCAAGCUAGGUAAUGUGGGAUCAUUCAGCUGGCCACGGGCUGCCUCAAGCUAGGUAAUGUGGGAUCAUUCAGCUGGCCACGGGCUGCCUCAAGCUAGGUAAUGUGGGAUCAUUCAGCUGGCCACGGGCUUCCUCAAGCUAGGUAUUUCACAGUCUCCUUGGUGUCUGGCAGUUCUAAGCACAUUCAUAAACAAUAGAAAAAUAUCCAAGUAAGACAAGCAAGAGUUUGCAAAAUGCAACCUUUGUCAUCUCACAACGAACUUGAUCUUAUUAGUAAUUUUCCAUGAGUGACACCAUAUGCAUUCUUUUACCUAUAUCCUUUUCCUUGGGUACACUAGCCCCAGAAGACACUUUUUAAACAUAGAUAUAUUGAAAAAGAUGUGGGGUGGGGGGGGGUGGGUGCAACCAUGCCGGUCCACAGGAGAGUUUUUUUCUUGGCCCGCUCCAGGCGGCAUUAACUGUAGCGACGUCUGCGGGUUAAGGUUAAUCGCCGUUUUUUUCAUAAAUAAUUAUUAUAUAAGAUUCUAUGCGUUCUUUUAAUUCUACAGUGUGCCCCCAGAAAAAGUGAGAACGUCUGGUAACAAAGGGUUAUAUCAUUGAUUUAAUACAAUGUUUUGUCAUCGACAGUUAUAUGAACAUUAUUACGGUAAUCAAUAAAAAAAAAACAUGUCCAUUUGGUCCCCCCCCCCCCCCAAAAAAAAAAAAAAAAAAAAACAUCGCCAUUUGGUCCCCCCCCCCCCAAAAAAAAAAAAAAAAAAAAAUCUCCCAGCUUCUCAACAACUUUUUGGUAAGCUUGGACGCUUUGUUUAUGCUUCUGACAAUAAAGUGAAGUUAUAACAUUUUUGGGCCACCCCGUAUAUAUAAAUCAAUAUAUAUAUAUAAAUAUUUUUUUUUUAAACUUUCCUGACCACCACCUCUCUUUAAAAAGGAAACAACUGAGUUUAUUGUACACCUGCUGGUUGAAAACUGCUGACCACUGCCUUCCUAAACUUUCCAAAACGAUUUAAACAGUAACGUCACUAACAUCACCCCACACCCCCCACCACCCAGAUCCUCGCUGUUAAUAUAUUUGUUCAAAUUCUUUUUAGGUAUCCUCGUCAAUUUCAUCUCCUACCCCGUCAUCAACGCCUUCACCUCGGCGGCCGCCAUAACGAUCGCCUUUGGUCAGAUCAAGGUAAACAUUUGGCACCCAUGGGCGCCCGCAGAAAACUUUCUAGGGGGGGGGGCAAAAAAAUCGAUUAACUUUCCAAUUUCCAAAUUUUGUUAGUAAAGUUUUAAUAUAUUUUUAAUUUACUGUAGCGUAUUUGUAUGGUGAACGAACGGACAGGACAUCAGCUUAAUUACUUUCUCUUUAUUUUCUCUUACAUUAAUAAUUUUGUUGUUUAUUUUUGCCUAAAUUUUUUUUAUCCAAUCAAUCCAGGGGGGGCAAGUGCCCCCCUUGCCCCUACCUGCGGGCACCCAUGUUGGCACCAAAUUACGACCCAACCCCCCUCUUUUAUUUUAACAUCGUGGCUCUGUUAAAAUAUACUUUUUAAAUUAUGUUGUGGAUAUUACAAUUUUAACUGUGUAACAUUUAGUUACAGUGAUAACUCUGUGAGAGGUUGUUUAUUGUAAAACAACCCACGUCUGUGAUAAGCUGCCAGAGAUAAACUUGUUGAAAAAAUGGGCACCAUCACCAUCACCAUGGCCAUCCCCAUCACCAUCACCAUGGCCAUCCCCAUCACCAUCCCCAUCAACCAGCAACACUCACAUACAGCCUGCAAAAUCGUUCAGCAUUUAAAAUUGGAUGCAUUCAUUGACAUGUCGUCUUGUUACAGAACCUCCUCUGUCUAUUUAAUAUUGGAUGCAUUCAUUGACAUGUCGUCUUGUUACAGAACCCCCUCUGUCUGUUUAAUAUUGGAUGCAUUCAUUGACAUGUCGUCUUGUUACAGAACCUCCUAUGUCUGUUUAAUAUUGGAUGCAUUCAUUGACAUGUCGUCUUGUUACAGAACCUCCUCUGUCUGUUUAAUAUUGGAUGCAUUCAUUGACGUGUCGUCUUGUUACAGAACCUCCUCUGUCUGUUUAAUAUUGGAUGCAUUCAUUGACGUGUCGUCUUGUUACAGAACCUCCUCUGUCUGUUUAAUAUUGGAUGCAUUCAUUGACGUGUCGUCUUGUUACAGAACCUCCUCUGUCUAUUUAAUAUUGGAUGCAUUCAUUGACAUGUCGUCUUGUUACAGAACCUCCUCUGUCUGUUUAAUAUUGGAUGCAUUCAUUGGCAUGUCGUCUUGUUUCAGAACCUCCUCUGUCUGUUUAAUAUUGGAUGCAUUUAUUGGCAUGUCGUCUUGUUACAGAACCUCCUCUGUCUGUUUAAUAUUGGAUGCAUUCAUUGACGUGUCGUCUUGUUACAGAACCUCCUCUGUCUGUUUAAUAUUGGAUGCAUUCAUUGACAUGUCGUCUUGUUUCAGAACCUCCUCUGUCUGUUUAAUAUUGGAUGCAUUUAUUGGCAUGUCGUCUUGUUACAGAACCUCCUCUGUCUGUUUAAUAUUGGAUGCAUUCAUUGACGUGUCGUCUUGUUACAGAACCUCCUCUGUCUGUUUAAUAUUGGAUGCAUUCAUUGACAUGUCGUCUUGUUUCAGAACCUCCUCUGUCUGUUUAAUAUUGGAUGCAUUCAUUGGCAUGUCGUCUUGUUACAGAACCUCCUCUGUCUGUUUAAUAUUGGAUGCAUUCAUUGGCAUGUCGUCUUGUUACAGAACAUUCUCUGUCUGUUUAAUAUUGGAUGCAUUCAUUGACGUGUCGUCUUGUUACAGAACCUCCUCUGUCUGUUUAAUAUUGGAUGCAUUCAUUGGCAUGUCGUCUUGUUACAGAACAUUCUCUGUCUGUUUAAUAUUGGAUGCAUUCAUUGGCAUGUCGUCUUGUUACAGAACCUCCUCUGUCUGUUUAAUAUUGGAUGCAUUCAUUGACGUGUCGUCUUGUUACAGAACCUCCUCUGUCUGUUUAAUAUUGGAUGCAUUCAUUGGCAUGUCGUCUUGUUACAGAACAUUCUCUGUCUGUUUAAUAUUGGAUGCAUUCAUUGGCAUGUCGUCUUGUUACAGAACCUCCUCUGUCUGUUUAAUUUUGGAUGCAUUCAUUGGCAUGUCGUCUUGUUAAAGAACAUUCUCUGUCUGUUUAAUAUUGGAUGCAUUCAUUGACGUGUCGUCUUGUUACAGAACCUCCUCUGUCUGUUUAAUAUUGGAUGCAUUCAUUGGCGUGUCGUCUUGUUACAGAACAUUCUCUGUCUGUUUAAUAUUGGAUGCAUUCAUUGACGUGUCGUCUUGUUACAGAACCUCCUCUGUCUGUUUAAUAUUGGAUGCAUUCAUUGGCAUGUCGUCUUGUUACAGAACAUUCUCUGUCUGUUUAAUAUUGGAUGCAUUCAUUGACGUGUCGUCUUGUUACAGAACCUCCUCUGUCUGUUUAAUAUUGGAUGCAUUCAUUGGCAUGUCGUCUUGUUACAGAACAUUCUCUGUCUGUUUAAUAUUGGAUGCAUUCAUUGGCGUGUCGUCUUGUUACAGAACAUUCUCUGUCUGUUUAAUAUUGGAUGCAUUCAUUGACGUGUCGUCUUGUUACAGAACCUCCUCUGUCUGUUUAAUAUUGGAUGCAUUCAUUGGCGUGUCGUCUUGUUACAGAACAUUCUCUGUCUGUUUAAUAUUGGAUGCAUUCAUUGGCGUGUCGUCUUGUUACAGAACCUCCUCGGUCUCAAGAACAUUCCCAACGACUUCCUGCCCAUGGUUUAUGAAACAUGCAAGAAACUGCCGGACACAAAGUAAGUCUGUCUAUAUAAUGCCAUGUUUGGCUAUACAACUUCGUGUCUGGCCACAUAAUGUCAGGUCUGCCUACAUUAUGUCCUGUCUGGCUAUAUUAUCUUGUUUCCUAUAUUACGCCAUGACUGGCUAUACUACGUCAUGCCUUGCUAUAUUACGUCAUGUCUAGCAAUAUUAUUUCAUGUCUGGUCUGCCUACCUCACGUCAUGUCUGGCUACUUUCGGCAAACAUUUCGGCUCAAAGAAGUCGUCAAACUGUUGUUUUUAAACAACACCAGGCAAACUUUGAAAACAUCAAAUGUAAAUUUUUUUUUAUAUUAUUUUUUUAAUAUUUUUUUUUGCGUUCAUUCAUUCAAGACCUAUCAACUCAGUAUAACAAAAGAUCUCAUUCAACUCUCCCCCCAUCAGGAUAUGGGACAUGACCAUGGGGCUGUCCAGUCUCGUCCUGGUCAUCGCCAUGAAGAAGCUCCGUGAAAUCAAGUGGAAAAAUGACCCCAACGACCCACCUUCUGUGCCGAAACAAAUAUUUACCAAAACCCUUUGGCUCAUAGGAACAGGUAAAUCAAUUAAAAGGCAAUAUUAAAGACUCGUUCAAUAGGUAUGUGCAAAACUGUAAGUCCUAGGGCGUGAGCAACUAAUAGUUCACUCUGAUCAUCAGGAAUACAAUCAGCAGUGAUUAAGGGGUAAAAAUUAUGUUUUUAUGUAUACAUUUAUGUAAUUUGAAAAAUUUGGUUAACGUUUGUCUAUACCAGGGGUUCCCAAAGUGGUCAAUAACGACCCCCAGGGGUCGACGACAACUUGCAAGGGGUCCAUGUCAGCUAAAAAAAAAAAAUCAAUAUUACCCAAAACCGAAAAAAAAAACAUGGCAAGUGGUCUACCAGACAAAAAAGUUUGAGGACCUCUGGUCUAUGCAAACGUUGAGCCAUUUGCCAUUAGCCAUCAGUUGCGACUAGAAACAAAAAUAUUUGAAUAAUAAAAAAUCAGAAGACUUAGGUGUCCUUGUAACAAUUUAAGAACUAAUGCCACUGAUGCUCAGUUCACACAAUCAGGUUUGCCUCAAAUUUCUUUUUGAGCGCGUUACUUAUUAAAACAAAAUAGUGCGUUCGACAAUAAAUUUGACGCACAUAUGAUCGUGCGAACUGAGCAUAACGCUUUCACUAAAUAAACUUCCCGAUAAACUGUGCUAAAUGCAGUUGGGUGCGUAAUUUUUUGUUUGUUUGUUUGUUUGUUUGUUGUUGUUGUUUUUUGCGGAAUAGUCUCAAUUUAAAUAUGACGUAAUCAAUUUGCGAUGUAAAUAAAUAAAAAAAAAGGGGAGGGCGGGGUAUAUUAGAAUCUCAAUAUAGUUCAGGGGGCGGGAAAACAAAAAAGUAUGCCUUGGCGUAUCAAUGUGGGUGUGGUCAGGGAGGGGGGGCGCGAGGCCCUUAUUGGGAUGCAUGUUUUGUCAAGUAACUUUAGCAGAUGGGGAGCUAUCGCAUUGCGGCCGCCAUUAUUUGGCGGGCUGUAACUAUAGUAAAUACGAUAAUUGUUUGACUGGAUUAUGUGACACCGAUCACUUUCACAGCCACAAAUGUGAUUGUCGUCGUCAUCGCGGCCGGCGUGGUGGCCAUCUUGGAGAGCAAAGGGAUCACGAACGUCAUCUCGGUCACCGGUAAAAUCAAAGCCGGCAUGCCGCCCGUCGCACCGCCUCGGUUUGAUAUCGACAACGGGAACAUCACGAUGUCCGGCACGGAACUACUUUCUGUGAGUAUGAUCGAUUGUCAUGAUGGGCCGUGAACUGAGAUGUGAUCCCCAAUAGGGCAAUAACGUAAUUAUUAUGUCAGUAAUUACGUGGCCAUGGUGCGGAUAAUUUUCUAAUAUGUAUUACGCUUCGGGUCGGCUGUUUCCCCAACCAGCUGUCUGCUUCCUCUUCAGCGUAUUCGGUAUCCAUUUCGCAAACAACUGUUGGGGUGAAUUCGUCUACCAUCUUUUCCAGCUGGCUAUUAUCUCCUUGAUGUAAAGUGGCCUGUGUUGUUUAUGGUUGCAAGGGAUGAAAGACUUAGAAUGGGUAUUCUCGUAUGCAGUUUUUGUAAUGUUGCGUUUUGUAUUUCAAUGUGGUAUAAUAUAGAUUUUUCUUAUUUCUCUUUUAAUAUGGUUGACUUUGUACCGCGCUUCGAGCCUUUGGGGAUGAAGCGUUAUUUUCAAAUAAGCUUUAUUAUUAUUAUUUUUUAUUAUUAUUAUUGAGAUUAUAUUACAAAUAAUUCUCUAUGUUUGAAAGAAAGUAUGGUUCAGUAGUGAGUUCAAUAGCGCGCAAAAAAAAAUAUAAUUCCCGAUAACUACGCUAAAUGAUUUUUUUUUUUAAAAUAACGGAAGUGCGUUUGGUGGGUAAUAUUUUCUUUCUUUUUUCGGAAAAAGAAAUCAUCUCAAUUUAAAUAAAAUGUAAUAAAUAUUAGUUUUCAAAGUGAUUGGGACAUCAGAAUAUCUAAUUUAGUUCACCUGCAUGAAAUAAAAAUUUUGCAGUGACGUAUCAUAGGGGGAAUGAGAAGUUCACGCAUGUCCAAUGUUUGGCGAGCUACAAUUAGUCAUGUAAUAUUAUUACAUGGAAAUUUUACUUAUGAUCAUAGCGGUAAGGAGUAAGGAUCUGUAAUAUACGAUUACACACUUGGGAUUUAGGAAGGGGAAUAAAUGAAGGACUGCGUUCAAUCCGUGUGAAGGAAAUUGUGCAACAAGGUAUGUGGAAGCUUGAAAUAUAAAGACAGGACCAUGCAAGAAGAACGUUUCGGCUAAGAGCCUCCCACAGCAGACAGGACAAAUGGAAAAAAAAACAAAAACAAAAAACCAAGAAGAAACAGAAAGUGGUUUACAUAGUAUUAAGUGUUCCGAGUUCGCCAUUAAUGUUAUUGCCGGAAGUUGGGUUUUCCGAGACCAAGAUUACCGGAAGUAAACGAAUGUAUGUAUCAUUUCUCUGAAACUUAAUAUUUUAACGGACAAAAAUAUUUUGGAAAUAUGUAAAUUAUAAGAAAUAAGAAAAGACAAACAGAGAAAUUGAGGAUCACUAGUCAAAAGAGAUUUAUAGUCAUAGUGUGUUAACUCCUUGAAUUCAAUAGGAAUGUUUUCUGCUUUAAAGGGUUUUGAAUUUGCCGCCUUUUAAAUAUAUAGGGAUCCUAAUUUAUAACUAUAUCUAAAUCCUGAACUAUUGUUUACAAAUGAACUUUUAUUUGGAAUGUUCUAAAGCGGUUGAACGUCGAUUAAACAGAAAUAACAUUUUUACUUUUUAUUUUAGAAACUUGGAGCUGGCCUGGGUAUUGUCCCUUUGCUGUCCAUUGUGGAGCAUAUGGCUAUAGGAAAAGCUUUUGGUGAGAACGCUUUACUAACUAACUAACUGACAUACUCUGGUGGAGGGCUUGCGUUUAAGCUCUUCAAAGCCCGGGCUAGUACAGUGGCAGCAUACCCCAUCUGCUUGGCAGUGCCAUGAUAUAACAUUGUCUGAAAGUAGGACUCGGCUCCCGGCCUUCACCUUCCCAGCAACAUCUAGUGCGGUGGCAUGAAUUCAAAAGAUGCGCUACUGUCUCCGGGGCCAGCGUGCAAUGCCGACAGGUCGGGUCCCUGUUCUUGUCUUGCCGGUUGAAGUAAGAGUUAGUAGGGCGGUGUUCCGUUCACGUUUGGGCCCCCAGGGAUCAUCAGGGGUCACCAGGGGUCACCAGGGGUUGGGUCUCUUUUUCGCGUUCUGUUUAUCUUGUUAAAGAAGUGUAAAAAGAAGAGGACAUUCACGCUGCGAAAAUAAGCAAUGGAAACAGAUCAGAGACCCUUGAAUAACUCGAGGCUAUAUUUACUUUACAACAUAAUGGCUUUAUUGCUGUUUUUAAUGUUGCUUGUUUACACUUUACAUCAUAAAAGUGGACCAUUUGCAGCAUUUCAGCAUUGACAUAGUAUCGACUUUACAUUUUGAUUUCUCUUUAAGUUUGAUGUACGGCAUGUUUCGAGCAAAACCUUUGUACGAUAUUUUUCACAGCACGUGUCAACAACUACAAGAUUGACCCGACCCAAGAACUCAUUGCCAUCGGUGCUUCCAACAUUAUAAGCUCCUUCUUUUCAUCCUACCCGAUCACAGGCAGUUUCUCAAGGUGAAUAACUGCUUCAGACAUGAGCUUAAUAAAAAUGAAUCAUUUGUUGACUCCCUUUCAAAGUAUUAUCAUUAUUAUUAUUAUUAUUAUUAUUAUUAUUAUUAUUAUUUGGUGUGCUUUUUUUUUAAUUUCAUCUUUAACAAUAUCUCUGUGUUAUUUACAUUUGCCACAAUUUUUUGUUAAUAUAAUAACGUCCAAAAUUUUUUUUAAAAAAUGGUGUGAUCUUUGCGCAGGACUGCUGUGAAUUCCCAGAGUGGCGUGCGCACACCCAUGGGUGGGAUCUGGACGGGUGGACUCGUGAUCCUGGCCCUGUGCGUCCUGACGCCGUGGUUUUACUACAUUCCAAAGUCGGCCCUGGCUGCGGUCAUUAUCGCUGCCGUCAUACAGAUGGUGGAGUAUCACGUGGUUGUGCAGCUCUGGAAGGCCAAUAGUAAGUGAAGUGGUAGUCUGGGGUGGGGGUGAAUGGAUGGGUGGGAGUCGGCCCUGGCUGCGGUCAUUAUCACUGCCGUCAUACAGAUGGUGGAGUAUCACGUUGUCGUGCAGCUCUGGAAGGCCAAUAGUAAGUGAGGGGGUAGGGUGGGGGUGAAUGGAUGGGUGGGAGUCGUCCCUGGCUGCGGUCAUUAUCGCUGCCGUCAUACAGAUGGUGGAGUAUCACGUGGUCGUGCGGCUCUGCAAGGCCAAUAGUAAGUGAAGGGAUAGGCUGGGGUGGGGGUGAAUGGAUGGGUGGGAGUCGGCCCUGGCUGCGGUCAUUAUCGCUGCCGUCAUACAGAUGGUGGCGUAACACGUGGUCGUGCAGCUCUGGAAGGCCAACAGUAAGUGAAGGUGUAGUGUGGGGUGGGGGUGGAUGGAUGGGUGGGAGUAGGCCCUGGCUGCGGUCAUUAUCGCUGCCAUCAUAAAAUGGUGGAGUAUCACGUGGUCGUACAGCACUGGAAGGCCAACAAUAAGUGGGGGGUGGGUAAAUAGGAGGGGAGGGGAGUGGAGUGGGUGGUUGGAAAGUGGAAUAAAUUUGUGGGUGGAAGUUGAAAAAAAAAUAUGUGGUUAGAAGUUAGAUUAAAUGUGUUGGUGGAAAGUGGAAUGAAUGUUUCUGCGUGGAAAGUGCAAAUAUGCACACACACACACACACAAAAUAAAUAGACAAAGGUUCAAAUUUAUUAAAACAUAAGUGCCCAUUUCAUAAGUUAGGAUUAUUGUUAACAAAUCAUGUCACAUAAUAGCAGGAAUGUAGGGAGGGGCUUCGGCCGGGGGGGGGGGUUGUUUAUUAUUAAAACAUAAGUGCCCAUUUCAUAAGUUAGGAUUAUUGUUAACAAAUCAUGUCACAUAAUAGCAGGAAUGUAGGGAGGGGCUUCGGCCGGGGGGGGGGGGUUGUUUCGCUCCGGUCGGCGCUUGUUUUCAUUAUGUUGAGGGGGGGGGCAUUUUCGGACAACUGCAUGGGAAUACCAAACCCAUGGAAGGGUUGGCAAAUAAUUAUUGGCCCUCUCCGGGUGGCCUUUAACUUAGCUACGCCCCUGUAUAAUUGGGUAAUGUCAUGUAAUGUAAUGUAAUGUAAUGUAACUGACUUUUGUUUCAGAGCUGGAUCUUGUUCCAUUUGUCAUUACAUUCGUCUGCUCUCUCAUCAUUGGCAUAGAGGUAGGCGAUCUUUAGGCAUAGAGGUAGGCGAUAGUUAGGCAUAGAGGAAUGCGAUAUUUAGGCAUAGAGGAAUGCGAUCUUUAGGCAUAGAGGUAAGCGAUCUUUAGGCAUAGAGGUAAGCGAUCUUUAGGCAUAGAGGUAAGCGAUCUUUAGGCAUAGAGGUAGGCGAUCUUUGGGCAUAGAGGUAGGCGAUCUUUAGGCAUAGAUAUAUGCGAGCUUUAGGAAUAGAGGUAUACGAUUUUUAGGCAUAUAUGGUAUGCGACCUUUAGCCAUAGAAGUAGGAGAUCUUUAGGCAUAUAGGUAUGCGAUCUUUAGGCAUAGAGGAAUUCGAUCUAUAUGCAUAGAGGUAAGCGAUCUUUAGACAUAGAGGUAUAUGCAAUCUCUAGGCAUAGAGGUGUGUAAUCUUUACAAAUGACAUGUUGACGUCAUUGUACCGUAAUUGUAAGACUGUGACUAUUUUUCUCACGAACCCCAUCUUCUCUCCCAACCCCAAUCCCUUCUCUCCAUCCUCUAUCUGUCGUCCCCAUCUCUACCAUCUUUAAUGCUAUAUAACUUUGUCAUGUCUCUUUCCCCCCAGUAUGGUAUUCUGAUCGGCAUUGGACUUUCCGUCUUCAUGUUGCUGUACCCAACAGCAAGACCAAAGAUCAAGGUAGCAACUCGGUCUAGUUUUUAUUUAUUUAUUUUUUAAAAAUUAUUUUGGACACAUUAAGUUUGAAUUGCUGUUAUAAAAAAUCUAGACUCUAGGCUUAAAAAUAAACUUAAUAAGUAACAAAUUAAUCCUGAUGAAUGGGAGUUUCGUUGUAAAAUUUAAAUUUCAGAACGAGACUAUGAAUGGCUUUCUCAUUGUAACAUUUACAUUUCAGCACGAGACGAUGAAUGGCUUUCUCAUUGUAACAUUUAUAUUUCAGCACGAGACUAUGAAUGGCUUUCUCAUUGUAACAUUUACAUUUCAGCACGAGACUAUGAAUGGCUUUCUCAUUGUAACAUUUAUAUUUCAGCACGAGACGAUGAAUGGCUUUCUCAUUGUAACAUUUAUAUUUCAGCACGAGACUAUGAAUGGCUUUCUCAUUGUAGCAUUUAUAUUUCAGCACGAGACUAUGAAUGGCUUUCUCAUUGUAACAUUUAUAUUUCAGCACGAGACGAUGAAUGGCUUUCUCAUUGUAACAUUUACAUUUCAGCACGAGACUAUGAAUGGCUUUCUCAUUGUAACAUUUAUAUUUCAGCACGAGACGAUGAAUGGCUUUCUCAUUGUAACAUUUAUAUUUCAGCACGAGACUAUGAAUGGCUUUCUCAUUGUAGCAUUUACAUUUCAGCACGAGACUAUGAAUGGCUUUCUCAUUGUAACAUUUAUAUUUCAGCACGAGACGAUGAAUGGCUUUCUCAUUGUAACAUUUAUAUUUCAGCACGAGACGAUGAAUGGCUUUCUCAUUGUAACAUUUACAUUUCAGCACGAGACGAUGAAUGGCUUUCUCAUUGUAACAUUUAUAUUUCAGCACGAGACGAUGAAUUGCUUUCUCAUUGUAACAUUUACAUUUCAGCAAGAGACUAUGAAUGGCUUUCUCAUUGUAACAUUUACAUUUCAGCACGAGACUAUGAAUGGCUUUCUCAUUGUAACAUUUAUAUUUCAGCACGAGACGAUGAAUGGCUUUCUCAUUGUAACAUUUACAUUUCAGCACGAGACUAUGAAUGGCUUUCUCAUUGUAACAUUUAUAUUUCAGCACGAGACUAUGAAUGGCUUUCUCAUUGUAACAUUUAUAUUUCAGUACGAGACUAUGAAUGGUUUUCUCAUUGUAACAUUUAUAUUUCAGUACGAGACGAUGAUUGGUUUUCUCAUUGUAACAUUUAUAUUUCAGUACGAGACGAUGACUGGCUUCCUCAUUGUCAAACCCAUGCAAGGCUUAAACUUCCCCGCUGCUGAGCACCUUGAAUUACAAGCCAUUGAAAAAGCCCUGGCAGGUAGAUGGCCUAAGUUUGUUCUAGUUGUUUCUAGCCUUGUUGGGUGCUGGGUGGCUGAGUGGUCCACACUGCCUCAACCCCCACCAAAGCCAACAUCCCAAGUACCCCGGGUGGGUGGGGCUCGUUAGCCUUGGACGCUCGCUAGCCUUGGUGGACGGCAACUCAUCUAAGAGGAGGCAAACUCUGUGACAUGUUAAAACACUGUGACAUGUAAUAACACUGUGACAUGUAAUAACACUGUGACAUGUAAUAACACCGUGACAUGUAAUAACACUGUGACAUGUUAUAACACUGUGACAUGUAAUAACACUGUGACAUGAAAUACACCGUGACAUGUAAUAACACUGUGACAUGUUAUAAAUCUGUGACAUGAAAUACACCGUGACAUGUUAUAACACUGUGACAUGUAAUAACACUGUGACAUGAAAUACACCGUGACAUGUCAUAACACUGGGACAUAUUAUAACACUGUGACAUAUAAUAACACUGACAUGUUAUGACACCGUGACAUGUAAUAACACUGUGACAUGAAAUACACCGUGACAUGUUAUAACACUGUGACAUGUAAUAACACUGUGACAUGUAAUAACACUGUGACAUGAAAUACACCGUGACAUGUCAUAACACUGGGACAUAUUAUAACACUGUGACAUGUUAUAACACUGUUACAUAUAAUAACACUGAAAUGUUAUGACACUGUGACAUGUAAUAACACUGUGACAUGAAAUACACCGUGACAUGAAAUACACCAUGACAUGUAAUUAUGUAUUGCAGCCGACAAGCCGAGGCACAUUAUUCUGGACAUGGAGCACCUGGCAGACGUCGACUUCACCGCCAUCCAGUCCAUCAAAGCUCUGAUGUUGGACUGCGACCUCCAUGGGAUGAAACUGAUCCUGGCCAACGGACGGGUGAGUCACGUUUCUAAAUGCAUUUCUGAUACUGACCAAUUGUCACAUUUCUAAAGGAAUGUCUGAUCUUGACCAAUGGACGGGUAAAUCACAUUUCUAAACGCAUGUCUGAUCUUGAUCCAAUGGACAGGCGAGUCACAUUUCCAAAUGCAUUUCUGAUACUGACCAAUUGUCACAUUUCUAAAGGAACGUCUGAUCUUGACCAAUGGACGGGUAAGUCACAUUUCUAAACGCAUGUCUGAUCUUGAUCAAAUGGACAGGUGAGUCACGUUUCCAAAUGCAUUUCUGAUACUGACCAAUUGUCACAUUUCUAAAGGAACGUCUGAUCUUGACCAAUGGAUGGGUAAGUCACAUUUCUAAAGGAAUGUCUGAUCUUGACCAAAGGACAGGUAAGUCCCAUACUAUGAAUGAGAAAGUCUGUAUUUUCGGACUGUAACAAUCAAAAUGUAUUUCUGAUCAUAGGCCAACACGAGCUAUUUAAGUAAUAGAAUCUGGGCAGACAUAUUUUCGAGCACUAAUAUCUCGCUUCACUAAUGGCCCAGUGGUAUUCAUUCAGUGAAUCUCAAAUUGAUUGUGAAAAUCGGCGAUUUCAAACAGUGUAAAUAUUCCAGGAAAUGUUAUUUUAGGCAGAUAUGUCAAAGUUGUAUCUUUGAGUAAAUAUUCCAGUGAAUGUUGCUGAAUGUCAAAUUUUAUCUCUGAAAUGUUGCCAUAAACUGUUCAGUGUUUGUACUGUGAUACACAGGAGAUGAUCUUCAACAUUCAGUUUGCUCUGUCUUAUCUUCCCAGCCUCACGUGAACAGCCAGGUGAAACACGCUGAAAUAAACCACGUGAUCAUAGAGAAGACAGUGAAGGGCGCCCUGGAGAAGUUCAGCUCACCAGGUGAGUUCACAUCAAUGUGA
Messenger RNA from Lymnaea stagnalis (great pond snail), 14354 nucleotides. NCBI's taxonomy places the organism in Eukaryota, Metazoa, Mollusca, Gastropoda, Lymnaeidae. The record is from the annotation of a GenBank genome assembly.